CCAGCUGCCUGACAGCGAGUGAUAAAGAACACCUAUCACAUCCCAGUAUGGCUGUUGUAAGGCGACUGCUUAUUUGCUGAAAUAUUUUUUAUUAUACCUCUUUGCUGCAAUUAUUGAAGUUUCUGUAGCCACGUGACCAAUAUGUAAUACCUCCAAGAAACAACUGCUCCUUCCUGGCCUCUCCCUAGCAGUCUGGCAUCAUGGAUCAGCUAAAUCGUUUCAAAGCUAGGGAUCCACUUGCAGGAUCUGUAUAUGAAAAAGUAUAUCAAGACCUCAAGAACAUUUCUAAAAAUGGAGAAAACUUUUGCAAGACUCUUAUGUCUGUUCUACAACAAAGAGCUUCCCUGGAGUUAAAUUACUCUAAAGGACUUGAAAAGGUUUCCAGCAAACUCACAAAAGCCCUGGAUGGUAUAAACAAAAAUUGCAUUAAUAAUGCCUGGGCCUGUGCUGCUGAAGAAAUGAAGGCAACAGCUGAAGUACACAAAAAACUUGGCACAGCUAUGCAACAAGAUGCCAUUAAACCAACAAAUCAAAUCUUAGAAGAACAUGACAAGAGAAGGAAAAAGCUAGAUAAUGACGUUGACAAGGCGGCAAAUGCUGUGCUAAACAACUGGAAACAACAGAUCAAGAUUAAAAAGAAGCUUAUGGAUCAUACUAAGAAACACGAAGUUCUUUUUCAUCAUGUAGAAAAUGAAAACACCAAACAGUCCUCAUCAGAGAAGGAGAAGCAGAAGCUUCUGAAUAAAUUAAAAAAAUCAACAGAAGUCCUGACCAAAGCAGAUGAAGAUUAUUAUCAGGAGAAUAUCAAUGGACAAGCAGUGAGGCUGAAGUGGGAAUGUAGUUUGGAGAGUUGUUAUCAGAGUAUCCAAGAUCUUGAAAAAGAAAGAAUACAAGUCCUCUCCCAUAUACUAACAUUAUAUAACCAGCAUGUUUCCAGCUAUGGACAGACACUCAGUGUGUGUCAAAGUCAAAUAGACCAGGCUAUUAAAAACAUUGACGUUGAAAAGGAUAUUCAAGCCUUUAUGGAGGAAACCGCUAUUUUUACAGAGGACAAUAAAUCAGAAUUUCUGCUCUUGGAUUACUAUGAGGAAGAUGGCUCUGCUUCUAUGGAUCAUGAGAGAAGAAUCACUUCGAUCAAUGGGAAACUUGAACGACUUCAGAAUGACAUUGAUAAAGCUGUUAAAGACAAAGAAGGGCUGGAGAAAAUGAUGAGAGCCUAUAAAGAAAAUCCAUCAUUUUCUGAUAUGAAGAAUGAAGAAGAAACUGCCAUUGUUCUAGAAGAGACCGGUCUAAAAACAAACCUUCUUGAAGCCAAUUACUUCAAACUGUCCUUGGCACUAGCAGAGUUGGAGCAGCAGUCUCUUCCAACACACCCAUGUAGUGAACGCAUGGUCAAGUGGAGAGAAAAGGGAUGUCAGCUGUGUUCUGUGCAGGUAUCCCGAUCUAUAAAUGCCAGCAAGCUAAGGCGUGCUUCCACCAGGAGGAUAUCGAGUAGGAGUACCGCAUACAGUAACUCCUCAACUAAUGAUUAUGUCAUAGAACCCGAUGAAAUGGAUUUUCCCAGCAAACCACCAAGAGGCUUAACCAAAAGAUCUUCAAAAAAUAUGCGUGGCUCAAUGAGGGAACAUGGAGACAUGGAGACUAGUGGUAAUAUUUCAUGCCGGGUCUUAUACCCAUAUGAACCUCAGAGGAAUGAUGAACUGGGCUUACAGAAAGGUGACUUGAUUAUUAUUCAAAAGAAGAGCGAUGAUGGAUGGUGGUUUGGAAGCCUCAAUGGAAAGAAGGGUUAUUUCCCAUCUACAUACGUUGAAGAAGAACCUAACAAUCAGUUUUCAGAUGCUUAGUGGAAAUUCAGUUUUUAUUAUUAUUAUUAUUAUUUUUCUAAACAGAAAUGGCAAAGUAUAUUCACACUGACUUCAUUUAAAACGGGGGUUCACCCCAAAAAAUCUUUUAACAUGACAUUCAGCCGAGUGAUUGACAUCCUUCCGA
This is a messenger RNA of Rana temporaria (common frog), 1989 nucleotides long. RefSeq names its product nitric oxide synthase trafficking (gene NOSTRIN). Gene Ontology annotation, molecular function: protein binding. Bases 201 to 1844 code for a protein of 547 amino acids. The transcript has 16 exons. Gene Ontology annotation, cellular component: plasma membrane; cytoplasm. The record is from RefSeq and is a predicted model, not a curated record. Lineage: Eukaryota; Metazoa; Chordata; Amphibia; Anura; Ranidae. Gene Ontology annotation, biological process: signal transduction.